Messenger RNA from Cotesia glomerata, 3184 nucleotides. RefSeq names its product probable beta-hexosaminidase fdl (gene fdl). The record is from RefSeq and is a predicted model, not a curated record. Bases 756 to 2741 code for a protein of 661 amino acids. Gene Ontology annotation, cellular component: membrane. Gene Ontology annotation, molecular function: beta-N-acetylhexosaminidase activity. The transcript has 7 exons. Gene Ontology annotation, biological process: ganglioside catabolic process; carbohydrate metabolic process; glycosaminoglycan metabolic process. NCBI's taxonomy places the organism in Eukaryota, Metazoa, Arthropoda, Insecta, Hymenoptera, Braconidae.
UGUAUGUAUAUAUUUAUAAACAUAUUUGAUAAUGUAUUUGUAAACUUAUACAAAUGAGUAGUACAGUGUAGACAUUAGUCUGUCAAGUGAAAUGGGAGAGAUGCUAGUCGUGGUUGGUCGUGGUUCGUCUCGGUGGUAGUGCCAUAGUCUAUAGUUAAUCGUCAUUCUCAGAGUUAGAGACGCUGUCGAGUUAACCCAAACGAAAGGAAGUGAGAAAGGAGUAAAGACAAUAACUAAAGUAAAUAAAAAAACAAACACUUGUUUUCAUAGUGAUAUUUUUUUUUAACAAAAAUAUAUUUUUUAGUGAACUUUCUCUCAGUCAAAGAAUCGUGAAAUAGAGGUGAGUGUGCGCGACAAUAAAAUAUUAGAGACGUCUCCUCCUCAUUCUCGUUUUUUUACUGUGGUAUGACACUAGGAUACCGUUGGAUCGUUGGCGUACACACUAAUAUAAUAAUUACUACAACUGUUUAUAUAUCUUCAAUCGUGUUGUGAAUUUUACAGUAAUAAUAAUAGCAAUAAAAUUAUACAUCAAAACAUUUCAUAUUUUAGAUUUUAUAUAAAAUAAAAAAAAUUUAUUGAUAAUUAAUAAAAAUUUUUUAUGUUGUGAUGUCUCAGUAAUAAAUAAAUAAUUAUCUUUUAAAUACAUGAGUACAUUUGGAUUGGAGGAUCAACUGUUAACAUAACGAGCCACAUUAGGAAAUCGAGGAUCCUGUGAAUGAUUACGUUGACUAGAAACGAUUGACAGAUUUGGAAGGAUGAUAGGGGGUCUUCCAAGUGGUUGGAUGAGGAAAGUCCUUCUUUUCCUCGUCCUUAUUACUGGAGUCCUUCUAAUAGCGAUGUACGCUCAUGCACCUCCACUUGUAUCACUUCAGCCGUUUGCUCCAAGAAGUAUGAAGCAGUUAUCAAUGCUAUCAAUUGUCAAACCGUUUAAAAAUAUAACAAAUGAACAUUUGGAGUAUGAGUUACAAGAUUAUUUUCUUAAGCACAGAACUUUCAACUCACCCUGGUCGUGGAUUUGUGUGGCAGGAAGAUGUGAAAGACGUGCGGUAAAAACAUCACAACGAUCUUUGGCAUCUUGUACGGCAACUUGUGGUGGGCAUGGUCGAUUACUGUGGCCAAAACCAACUGGCGAUGUAAUACUCGGCGAAGAUAGUGUAAUGCUAAAUCUUCAGCAAAUCGAAUUUGUUACUAUCAGUACGAGUGAUCAUGAUGUCCAAAAUUUACUCGAGCAUGCCAAAGAUAUUUUUAUAGGAAACAUCAGAAAUUUAGAAAAGGCUGCAACAGCGAAAGGGCAAUCGAAUAUCGACAAUUUUGUGAUAUAUUUAAGUGCCGGUGAUGGAAAAGGAACAAAGCUCAUGUUAGACACCGAUGAAUCGUACAAACUUGAAGUCAAACUGAAUAAUAAAUAUCUCGAAGGAAGAAUAACCGCAAAUAGUUAUCACGGAGUGCGACAUGGUUUAGAGACGUUGAGUCAAUUGUUCUGGUGGGACGAGAUAGCGGGAAAGCAAGGAGGGCUUCGUGUUCUUUCAAAUGUUUACGUCAUUGAUAAGCCAACAUUUCACUAUCGUGGGCUGUUGAUUGAUACCGGAAGACAAUUUUUUCCAAUCGAGCAGUUAAAACGAGUUGUUGAUGGUAUGGCAGCGUCAAAGCUAAAUACUUUUCACUGGCAUCUAACAGACUCGCAGAGUUUUCCAUUCGAUUCAACAAUCUUUCCCCAUAUGGCACGUUGGGGAGCUUACAGUGCCGAAGAAACUUAUUCAUCUGCCGAUAUCAAAGAUCUUGUAGACUAUGCCAGAAUACGUGGGAUAAGGAUUAUCGUAGAAAUCGACAGUCCAGCUCAUGCUGGCGCUGGAUGGCAGUGGGGUCCAGAGCACGGACUCGGUGAACUAGCACUCUGUGUUGAUCAAGAACCUUGGUCGUCUUAUUGUGGUGAACCGAACUGCGGACAGCUCAAUCCAAUAAAUAAACAUACUUACAAAAUAAUAGAAGAACUUUAUAAAGAAUUAUUAGAUCUCACGGAAGUCCGCGAUAUUAUACAUUUGGGUGGUGAUGAAGUUAAUCUUGAUUGUUGGGCCCAGUACAGUAAUAUUACUCAAGCAAUGCAAGCACAAAAUUUUACAGAUCUUCAUGCCCUUUGGGCUGACUUUGAAGGUAAAAUUUAUCGACGAAUUGUUCAUGCUAAUCGAGAUCAAACACCUAAGGCUGCUAUUUUAUGGAGCUCACCGUUAACUAAACGUCCGUGGAUUACCUCGCAGCCGUUUGAUCCUAAGGUACAUGUCAUACAGUCUUGGGGUGGAAGCACUUGGCCAGAGACUGGUGAUUUGUUAGAAGACGGUUUUCGGGUCAUUUUAUCCCAUGUCGACGCCUGGUAUUUAGACUGUGGAUUCGGUAAAUGGCGAGAAACUGGUGAAGCUGCGUGUGGAGAGUAUCGUACUUGGCAAACUGUUUAUAAUCAUCGACCUUGGAGAGAUUAUCCGUCGUCGAUGCAUUUAAUAAUGGGAGGUGAAGCUGCCUUAUGGAGUGAGCAAAUCGGACAGGCUUCACUUGGACCUAGAUUAUGGCCUAGAGCUUCGGCAUUCGCUGAAAGAUUAUGGAGUGAUCCACCUGGCUCAGGAUAUACUACGGAAGAAUCAGUUUAUACAAGAUUAGCAGCUCAUAUUGAUCUCUUACAGGCACGUGGUUUUAAAACUGAAGCAAUGUGGCCGCAAUGGUGUACUCACAAUCCUGGUAAAUGUCUUUGACCGCAUUCCAGAUAGAAUAAAAAUCGUUUAUGUCGAGUUAUUGGGAAUCUCAAGUGUCGGAAAAACACUUAAUGUAAAAAAUUAAUAAUUUUAUAAAUGAACAUUUUUUUUAAUGAUAAUUGUAAAUAUUGAAACAUAAUUAUGAUAAUGAUAAAUAAUUGAGAAUUUUUUAUAAUUGAGGCUGUUCAAGUUGUAAAUUGUUAAUAUUUAUAGUAAAUUUAUUUGUCAUCGUGUGCUUGAAUUAGAAAAUUGCAUCGAUAAUAAAAGCUUCAGUACACGAAUUUUAGUAUAUUAAAUGAAUAAAAACGAAUAAUUAAGAAAAUAGUUGAUUAAAUUAUGAAAGACAUUUUAAAUUUAUUGUUAGUUUUUAUUGAUGAGUUUGAGAGCUUAAUAAAAUUGUAGGUUUUUAUACAUACCGAGAAAAAAAAAUAAUUAAGUAAUAA